Leptonychotes weddellii (Weddell seal) is the source of this 630-nucleotide messenger RNA. It is a transcript of the gene NKAIN4, whose product is annotated as sodium/potassium transporting ATPase interacting 4. The record is from RefSeq and is a predicted model, not a curated record. NCBI's taxonomy places the organism in Eukaryota, Metazoa, Chordata, Mammalia, Carnivora, Phocidae. Gene Ontology annotation, biological process: regulation of sodium ion transport.
AUGGGCUGCUGCCCCGGCCGCUGCGCGCUCAUCUUCGUCUGCACUUUCCAGCUGGUCACUGCCUUGGAGCAGCAGGUAUUCGACUUUCUGGGCUGUCAGUGGGCACCCAUUCUGGCCACCUUUGUCCACAUCGUCAUGGUCAUCCUGGAGCUCUUGGGCACCAUCCAGUACUGGCCUCGCUACAUUGUGGUGUACGCGGUGUGGGCGGCCAUCUGGGUCACCUGGAACGUCUUCAUUAUCUGCUUCUACCUGGAAGUGGGGGGACUCUCAAAGGACAGCGAGCUCCUGACCUUCAGCCUCUCCUGGCACUGGUCCUGGUGGCGUGAGCACGGCCUGGGCUGCCUGUGUGAGGAGCCAGAAGCUGGCCUGGGGCCGCCGGAUGGACCGGCCUUGGGGCCAGGCGUUGGCUGUGUCCUGGAGCAUGGCUACGCCGAAGCCCUGCACAGUGCCCUGCAGAUCCAGUUGGCGCUCGUGGGCUUCAUCUAUGGCUGCUACAUGGUCAGCGUUUUCACCGAGGAGGAGGACAGCUGCCUGCAUAAGUAAAGAAGCACCAAUCUCUCCCGUGUGCGACCUCCAGGCCCAGGGACCACCGAAGACUGUGGGGAGACUCACCUGGCCUCCCUACUCCCA